Hyposmocoma kahamanoa is the source of this 793-nucleotide messenger RNA. Its product is annotated as zinc finger matrin-type protein 5. Gene Ontology annotation, cellular component: U12-type spliceosomal complex. Gene Ontology annotation, molecular function: zinc ion binding. NCBI's taxonomy places the organism in Eukaryota, Metazoa, Arthropoda, Insecta, Lepidoptera, Cosmopterigidae. The transcript has 4 exons. The record is from RefSeq and is a predicted model, not a curated record. The coding region runs from base 118 to 630 and encodes 170 amino acids.
AAACCUAAAUUGAAUUGAAUUGAAUUGUGUGAUUAUCUAUCAUAAACUUUAAAUAACUUUCACCAGGCUAAGAGGCCCAAUAUAGAAAAUACAAUCGCUUCUGUGUAAUAUCCUACAAUGGGUAAAAGAUACCGCUGCGAUUAUUGCGAUAAACAUAUGGUUACUUCGCCUUCGAUAAUUAAAACACACAAUAAAGGAUUGUUUCAUCAAAAACUUGUAAAUGAAUACUAUCAACAAUAUAAAGAUCCUGAAACAAUUCUAGCAGAGGAAAGUACAAAGAGACCAUGCAACCGAUUCUUACAGGGAACCUGUAGCUUUGGCAGUAUAUGUCGCAACUCUCAUUACACUAUGGAGCAGAUUAACCAAUUUAGAGAAUAUGUGGCAUUAAAACAUCAACCCGAGUCAUUCAACCAACCGUCUUUCGAAGAUUUAUACCACAAACUUCAAGAAAACAAAUCGAACACACCACAAAAUGAACAGAACACUGUAUUAUAUGAUAAUAACGGUGUAACUCAUGUUUUUCCAUGGACUUACAAUAAUGCUUUUGACAUUUACAAUGAAAAGCCACCGAGUUUAAGAAAAUACACAAUUGAAGAUUUUAAAAACGUUGAAAUCGUUGACUGGGGUUGAACCAUUACAUUGGAUAGAUGGACUUCCGUUAUGCUCAAAAAAAGGAAUUCCGAUACAUCAAUUAUCCAGUAUAUAUUGUUUCAAAAAAAUUUCAAACACCACGCCCAAAAAUAAUUGCUGCUAAAUAUUCGCUUCGGAAAUUAUAAUUUUUAGUUUUACUUUG